Molecule: messenger RNA, 1087 nt
Organism: Pteropus alecto (black flying fox)
Lineage: Eukaryota; Metazoa; Chordata; Mammalia; Chiroptera; Pteropodidae
Gene: HSD17B8
Product: hydroxysteroid 17-beta dehydrogenase 8
Exons: 9
Coding region: 137-916 (259 amino acids)
Biological process (GO): estrogen biosynthetic process
Molecular function (GO): estradiol 17-beta-dehydrogenase [NAD(P)+] activity
Source: RefSeq, a predicted model, not a curated record
CCCUCCUCCCUACCACGCUGAUGGCCGCAGAUGGCCUAACACUGGCAGGGCUACGAUUGGCCUGGCUUUGCUCCCGCCACGCCUUCUCUGCGCUGGGAUUGGCUCCGUGCAGAGCCCUACCCACCCGCAGACAGCCAUGGCGACCCAGCUCCGGUUCCGCUCCGCACUGGCCCUUGUCACAGGUGCGGGUAGCGGCAUCGGCCGAGCAGUCAGUGUGCGCUUGGCCCGAGAGGGGGCCGCCGUGGCCGUUUGCGACCUGGAUGGGGCAGCGGUACGCGAGACAGUGCGGCUGUUGGGCAGGCCAGGAAGCGAGAAGGGGGCGUCCUGUGGGGCCCACGCUGCCUUCCAGGCUGACGUGUCUGAGGCCGGGGCUGCCAGGCGCUUGCUGGAACAAGUGCAGGCCUGCUUUUCUCGCCCGCCUUCUGUCAUUGUGUCCUGUGCGGGAGUUACCAGGGAUGAGUUUCUGCUCCAUAUGUCCGAGGAUGACUGGGACAGAGUCAUAUCUGUCAACCUCAAGGGCGUCUUUCUAGUCACUCAAGCUGCAGCCCAAGCCCUGGUGUCCAGUGGUUGUCAUGGCUCCAUCGUCAACAUCAGUAGCAUCGCAGGCAAGGUGGGGAACAUGGGACAGGCAAACUAUGCAGCAUCCAAGGCUGGAGUGAUUGGGCUGACCCAGACUGUAGCCCGGGAGCUUGGACGACAUGGGAUCCGCUGUAACUCUGUCCUCCCAGGGUUCAUUACAACACCUAUGACACAGAAAGUGCCACAGAAAAUUCUGGACAAGGUGUUUAGAGCAAUUCCGAUGGGACGUUUCGGGGACCCUGAGGAUGUGGCAGAUGUGGUUGCAUUCUUGGCAUCUGAUGACAGUGGAUACAUCACAGGGGCCUCAGUAGAAGUCACUGGAGGUCUUUUCUUGUAACUGCCUCAAGGACCCUGGACUCUGCUCACUCCCCCACCACUCUUCCUGGCCUCCUGCUGAUGAGGACUCUGAGUUCCCAGGCUACAAAAGGGGUGGCAGUGUUUGGCUCAGGAAUGCUGAAUAUGGGAGGCUGGGGUGCUUGUGACCCUAAUAAAGUCCAAAUCCUCUUUC